Molecule: messenger RNA, 705 nt
Organism: Mesoplodon densirostris (Blainville's beaked whale)
Lineage: Eukaryota; Metazoa; Chordata; Mammalia; Artiodactyla; Ziphiidae
Gene: TNFSF8
Product: TNF superfamily member 8
Exons: 4
Coding region: 1-705 (234 amino acids)
Biological process (GO): CD8-positive, alpha-beta T cell differentiation; immune response
Cellular component (GO): membrane
Molecular function (GO): tumor necrosis factor receptor binding
Source: RefSeq, a predicted model, not a curated record
AUGGACCCAGGACUGCAGCAAGCACUCAACCCACUGGCCCCUCCUCAAGACACAGCCAUGCAUGUGCCCGCAGGCUCCGUCACCAGCCACUUGGGAACCACUAGCCGCGGUUAUUUCUAUUUCACCACAGCCUCACUGGCUCUGUGUCUCGUCUUUGCUGUGGCAACCAUUAUGGUGUUGGUAGUUCAGAAGACGGACUCCAUUCCCAACCCGCCGGGCAAAUUCCAUCUUAAAGGAGGGAAUUGUUCAGAGGACAUCUCAUGUAUCCUGGAAAGGGCUGCAUUCAAGAAGUCAUGGGCCUACCUCCAAGUGUCAAAGCAUAUAAACAAAACCAAGUUGUCUUGGAACAAAGAUGGCAUUACCCGUGGAGUCAGAUAUCAGGAUGGGAAUCUGGUGAUCCAGUUCCCAGGUUGGUACUUCAUCAUCUGCCAACUGCAAUUUCUUGUGAAAUGCCCAGAACAUUCUGUCGACCUGAAGCUGGAGCUUCUCAUCAACAGAGAUGUGAAAAAACAGACACUGGUGACGGUGUGUGAGUCUGGAGUGCAAACCAAAAACAUAUACCAGAACCUCUCGCAGUUCCUGCUGGAGCACCUCCAGGUCAACGCCACCAUAUCAGUCAAGGUGGAUAAAUUCCAGUAUGUGGAUACAAACACCUUUCCUCUUGAGAAUGUGCUGUCCAUCUUCUUAUACAGUAGUUCAGACUGA